CUGACUAACUUCACAUUACAUUGCUAUUACCAACGUCCAAAAAUUAAUAACCACAUCCCUUUUUUUCGUAGGUGAAUACAUUAUUAACCGUUUUGUUGAUUCUUUCUCGAGUUAAUUAAACGAUAGAAACAGCACAAUGGCACCCAGAGGAAAUAAUAUGAUUCCUAAUGGACAUUUCCAUAAGGAUUGGAAGCGAUAUGUGAAAACCUGGUUUAACCAACCUGCUCGUAAACAUAGAAGAAGGCAGAAUCGUAUUAAAAAGGCCCGUUCUAUUGCUCCGAGACCUGUCGCAGGUCCACUACGUCCUGUUGUUAGGUGUCCUACCAUUCGGUACCACACCAAAGUACGUCCAGGAAGGGGUUUCACCUUACAAGAAUUGAAAGCUGCACAUCUCACACCAAGGUUCGCCCGCUCCAUCGGUAUUGCUGUAGAUUUUCGGCGCCGUAACAAGUCCGUCGAAUCAAUUCAAGUGAACACGCAGCGUUUGAAGGAAUAUCGCUCCAAACUGAUCUUGUUCCCGCUCCACAAGAAGAAGCUGCGUGCAGGAGAGGCCACUGAAGAAGAACAAAAGAUGGCUACCCAAUUUACUGGGGAAAUUCUUCCAAUUAAGCAAGCAGUAACUGAACCCGAAGCUCGUGUUCCGACGCAGCGUGAAAAGAGAUUCAAUGCAUACGCAACUCUUAGAAAGGAACGUUCCGAUGCCAAACUGGUCGGUAUUAGAGCCAAGCGUCAAAAGGAAGCAAGUGAAAAUGCAGAUGACAUUGCCAAAAUGGAAACUAAGAAAGGCAAAAAAUAAGACGGUUUAAGAUUAAAUGACUAUUUAAAAUACAAUCUUCUGUAAUCAAAUUAAUCAAAGUUUGAUUAAAUUUUUACUUGGGAA
Molecule: messenger RNA, 880 nt
Organism: Photinus pyralis (common eastern firefly)
Lineage: Eukaryota; Metazoa; Arthropoda; Insecta; Coleoptera; Lampyridae
Gene: RpL13
Product: 60S ribosomal protein L13
Exons: 4
Coding region: 137-796 (219 amino acids)
Biological process (GO): translation
Cellular component (GO): ribosome; cytosolic large ribosomal subunit
Molecular function (GO): structural constituent of ribosome; RNA binding
Source: RefSeq, a predicted model, not a curated record